Molecule: messenger RNA, 1599 nt
Organism: Triticum turgidum subsp. durum (durum wheat)
Lineage: Eukaryota; Viridiplantae; Streptophyta; Magnoliopsida; Poales; Poaceae
Source: the annotation of a GenBank genome assembly
AUGGCAGCAGCUCACGCGGACUGUUCCGGCCAGAAGGAGACGAUGGCAACUUUUCACCCGACUUUGUGGGGAGAUUACUUCCUUACACACCAGCCACAAUCUUCAGGGCAGCAACCUCAGAUGAGAGAAAGAAUGGAAGUUUUAUUGGAGCAAGUAAGAGCAAUAAUAAAAGAGUCAAAUGGAAUACAAAAAGUAAUGGAGCUUAUACUCUCGCUUGAACGACUUGGCUUGGACUACCACUAUGAGAAUGAGAUCGGGGAACUACUGGAUGUCGUUUUGAACUCUGAUUAUGAUGAUAAUAAUCUACAGUUGGUUUCACUUCGAUUUUAUCUUUUGCGGAAAAAUAGAUAUGAUGUCUCAUCUGAUGUAUUCAAUAAAUUUCAAGACAAACAAGGAGAUUUCUUUCAAUCAGAUACAAAUAGUUUAUUGAGCUUAUAUAGUGCAGCGCAUAUGAGGACCAAGGGAGAGAAAGUACUUGACAAGGCAAUCUAUUUCACUAAAAAACACCUCCUUGGCGCGUUAGAACAUUUGGAAUCACCAUGUGUAGAGGAAGUGUAUUUUGCUCUUCUUACACCUCCUUUUAGAAGGGUUAGGAUAUUAGAAGCAAGAAGCUACAUACCUUGUUAUGAAAAAGAGCCUACACGAAAUGAAGCCAUAUUGGAGCUUGCAAAAUUGAAUUUUAAUAUUCUGCAACUUCUUUUCUGUGAGGAGUUAAAGGAGGUCACCUUGUGGUGGCAGAAACUCAAGGUCGGAUCAAAUUUGAGUUUCGUAAGAGACAGAAUAGUAGAAACUUAUUUUUGGAUAAAUGGAACUAGCUACAAUCACAAAUAUUCUUAUUCCCGUAUUAUAGCUACAAAGAUCACUGCUUUCAUGACUAUAAUAGAUGACAUAUUGGACACCUAUGGUAGCACUGAAGAGAGCAUGCAACUUGCAGAAGCAAUUAAUAGGUGGGAUGAAGGUGCAGUAGAUGUGCUUCCAGAAUACAUGAAGGAUGUCUACUUAUAUUUGUUGGAAACAUUUCGUUCUUUUGAGGAGCAUUUAGGACCUGGGAAGAGCUACCGUUUCAAGAAAUUAGUUCAAGCAUACAGCGCUGAACUAAAAUGGCGUGAUGAAAAAUAUGUGCCGAAGAAAAUUAGCGAACAUCUUGAAGUUUCAACAAUAAGUAUCGGGACAUCUGUGGUAGCAUGUGCUUUUUUCGUUGGCAUGGAUAACAUAAAUGCAGACACUUUCAAUUGGCUUUCUAGCAAGACGAAACUUCUCAAGUCUUUUGCUAUAUUUGUACGGCUCACAAACGACAUGGCAUCAACACAGCGUGAGCAACAAGGGGUCCACUGUGCAUCUACUAUCCAAUCUUACAUGAAGGAGCAUGAGAUGACAAAAGAUGACGCAUGUGAAAAGAUAAAGGAACUUAUUGAGAAUUCAUGGGAAGAUAUGUUAAAACAUUAUUUGGAAUUGAUAGAACAACCAAUGGUUGUGCCACAAAUUAUACUUGAGCUUUCAAGAACUGUGGAUAACAUGUACAAGCAUACCGAUGCAUACACUAAUUCAAAGACAAUCAAAGAUACUAUAAGAAUGCUUUUUAUUGACCCAAUGGAAUAG